Molecule: messenger RNA, 964 nt
Organism: Cryptococcus deneoformans JEC21
Lineage: Eukaryota; Fungi; Basidiomycota; Tremellomycetes; Tremellales; Cryptococcaceae
Exons: 5
Coding region: 17-790 (257 amino acids)
Biological process (GO): vesicle fusion; intracellular protein transport; Golgi to vacuole transport
Cellular component (GO): SNARE complex; membrane; endomembrane system
Molecular function (GO): SNAP receptor activity; SNARE binding
Source: RefSeq, a predicted model, not a curated record
CAACGACGCACCAGACAUGGCCACAGAUCCAUACACAGACCUCAAACGCGAGGUAGAAGCGUCUCUGUCUACCAUACAUUCUCUCACACAGAAUCACCCCGAUAUAUUCCGCAAGUCAUCCUCGCCAGAGAUCGUCCAGGCUCAGGAUGAACUACGCGGAACACUCUCCAUGCUCGAGACGGAUGUGGAAGAUCUGGAGGAGAGUGUACGGGUAGUAGAGGAUAUGGGCGAGCGAUGGGGUCUAGGCACAAAUGAAGUGCACAAAAGGAGGGACUUUGCACAAAGAGUGAAGAGAGAGGUGGAAAGCUUACGGCAUAAAGUAUAUCAUCUUGGGCCAUCAAAUUCUAAAGGUAAAGGAAAGGACGGUGCUUCUGGGCGUUACCGCGAUGAGCCUGCAGAUCUCGAGAGAGGGUACGACGAAGACGAGGUACGGAGAUGGGAAGCACAAGAACAAGAAAUGUUGGUCAAGAAGCAAGACGAUACUUUGGGCAUUAUAUCAGGCACCCUCCAUACUCUGGCAAGCCAAGCGGGUCUUAUAGGGCAUGAAGUGCAUGAACAAAAUGAGAUGCUCGAUGAUCUCUCGACCAGGGUAGAACAUACAGAUUCAAAGUUGAGAAAGGUUCAACGAACGAUGGGAGACUUUAUCCGGCGUAAUGAAGGUGAGUCCUUGGAAUUCCAAUGUUACCGAAAAGAUCUGCUCACAGCGAGGGCAGAAACAAAGAGUGGAUGGUGUAUAUUGAUAUUAAUCAUUGUUCUCAUGAUCUUACUGUUACUUGUAAUUAUCACAUGAACACGCUCGUGGCAUGUCAUGUUUAUCAGUUGGAUUUUAAAUUACAAGCUCUGUUGUAUAGUUAUGCACCAAGGUGCAGAUAAAUAUCUUGUAUAUCGCGAUUCACUACACCAUUCUGCCCCAUGGCCAUUCACAUUCCUACAAAAUUGACCUGCAUAGGUUAUUAUUAUUACA